GAGGGGGCUCUGGCCGAUCGCAGCGCAGGGCACGGCAAAGCCAGGCAGAGGCGAGCAGAACCGAGCUGGGCAGAGGUUAGCAGAGGCAGACAGGGCAGGAGAAGGCUAGAACGGUGUCAGAAGGGACCGGACCGGACCAUACCGGGCUCAGAGCGCAGGGAGCAGGGCGCACAGCCAGCAGCAGCAGCGGCCAGAGCCAAGCCCACAGGCCACUUUCAGCUUUCAUUCCUAUGAACCUCCAUGUUUUAUGAAUGAGAAAGUUACAUGGCUUGGAGCAUUUAACAGAAAGGGCUGGAUUUGGAGCUGAAGGACCUGGGUCCAAUCUUACCUCUGCUUUACCUGUGUGACCUUGGGGCGUGUCAGUGAGGAAGGAUGGGGUCCGGCUGCAUCAAAGUCACCAAGUACUUUCUCUUCCUCUUCAACCUGCUUUUCUUUAUCUUGGGAGCCUUGAUUCUCGGGUUUGGAAUAUGGAUUCUGACUGACAGAAACAGCUUCAUCUCUGUUCUACAGACCUCAAGCAUCCUGAAGACUGGGGCAUACAUCUUCAUCGGGGUUGGGGCUGUGACCAUGAUUAUAGGCCUCCUGGGUUGUGUUGGUGCAGUCAAUGAGAUUCGAUGCCUCUUGGGGCUGUACUUUGCUGCCCUCCUUCUUAUCAUUGUGGCCCAGAUAACAGCUGGAGUCCUUGUCUAUGUCCAUUCAGAUAAGCUGAAGGAGGAGAUAAGCACUACAGUGCUCGAUCUGAUUUCAGACUACGACCCUGACAACCUCGAACAGAAAGCUGCUCAGGAUGCCUGGGAUUACGUACAAUCACAGGUGAGAUGCUGUGGCUGGAGCAGCUACUUUAACUGGACAACUAACAUCGACCUCAUGAACAGGACGACGAUCACCUAUCCUUGUUCCUGUAGCAAUGCUUCAUUACCUGAUGUGAAGGAGGAGGACUUGUUCAGGAAUGGCUUCUGCACGGUCUCCAACAAUACCCAGACCAAUGAUCCUGAGAAAUGGCCUGUUUACUCCGAGGGCUGCAUGGAGAAAGUUGAGAAGUGGCUACGGGACAAUCUUGGCAUCAUUCUCGGAGCCUGUGUUGGAGUGGCUGUCAUUGAGCUCCUGGGGAUGACGCUGUCCAUCUGCCUGUGCCGGCACGUCCACUCGGAAGACUACAGCAAGGUCCCCAAGUAUUGAGAUGGCCCUGACUGCCUCCCGUCCCACCCUCCUGCCAUGCAGGGCUCUGGACGUUCUUGCUUUCUUGGGAGCCCCCGCAGCUCCCAGCAAAUUAUAUCCCCCCCCUCCCUCAUUUGUGGCCUUCCCCCAAAUCUGGAGGCUUCAGACCCCAGGCUUCUUCUGUGGGCCUUUGUCUGAGGAGGCUCCCCUUGCUUCCACCGGCCUGAUCCCUUCCUGCCUGGUCUGUUUUCAGAACUCUCAGACAACGGCUUGGAAAGGUUUUGUCUUCCUGUUCUGGUUGGAGAUGGAGAGUCUACUGUCAUCUUUUAUUUCUCUGGCCCCCCUUGACCCUCGGCUCUGUCCUUUCCCAUGUCCCCUUUCUUCCUUACUGCCUUUCAGAGCUUUCUUAUUGAUACAAAGAAAUUGAUUUCCUUCACACUCCUAACCAGCCACAGUUUGGCAUGGGCUAUUCAGAAGAAUGGACAGCCGCUUUUCCUUCCCACAGGCUAGACUGGAAUCCCAUUGCCUUCUUCCUCCUCCCUGGGGGCACCACAAAAUAGGGCUUGUGGACAGGGGCUGCCAAAGGGCCAUCCACAGCUAUCUCAGGGGUUACUCUUGCAAGGAUGGGCUGACUUUUCUCCAAUGUGACCCUACUGUUGAGUUCCUAUCUUGUCAUUUAAGGCCCCCUGCUCAGGGCCUGGAGGCCCAGGUUACCACCUGACACCACCCGAGCAUCACCAUUGUGCUAACUCAGCUGGAAGAUGUGCCAUUGGCCAAGACCUGGUACAAACCCAAUGGGGGUCACAGCUGUGUGAUCAGAGAUAGGCCUUGGCAGUCAAAAAAAGGUUUACUCCCUUGGUGCUGCUGAAUAACAGGUCUCACCAACCUAGCACCCCAACCACAAGAAUAGGAGAAAGAGGGUCCUGGCUUCAGGGAGAAAUCUGCCUUCCUUACAUGGUCUACAAAUAUGACUAUUUAGGGGGCACCUGGGAAGACAGCAGUGGCUGGCUAUGAGUGUGUACAUAUGUGUAUGUGUGUAUGGGGAGAGGGAUGAUGGGAGGGAGGGAGGGGUAGACCCUGGGUCCCAAAAGUAGCACGGGAACAAAAUUAGCCUGAAGUUUCUAUAAGUAGUAGCUUCCUGGGGAAGCAGGAAAUAAAUUGGCUUACUUCUCUAAGAAGCUAGGUCCCCUUUUCAGGCAGCAGCUUCCCAGAGAGAAGGCCCAAUGCCUUGGGGUGGAGGUAGGAAUGGGGAAGUCCCACCUGUACAGACCUGAGAAACUCAGAACUAGACAAAAGGUAGAGAGCUCAGAAAUAAAGUGGAUUUGUAACAAA
Trichosurus vulpecula (common brushtail) is the source of this 2490-nucleotide messenger RNA. It is a transcript of the gene CD82, whose product is annotated as CD82 molecule. The transcript has 10 exons. The record is from RefSeq and is a predicted model, not a curated record. The coding region runs from base 373 to 1179 and encodes 268 amino acids. Gene Ontology annotation, cellular component: membrane. Lineage: Eukaryota; Metazoa; Chordata; Mammalia; Diprotodontia; Phalangeridae.